Molecule: messenger RNA, 1159 nt
Organism: Diorhabda carinulata
Lineage: Eukaryota; Metazoa; Arthropoda; Insecta; Coleoptera; Chrysomelidae
Exons: 4
Coding region: 434-1072 (212 amino acids)
Source: RefSeq, a predicted model, not a curated record
UAUUAUAUUUACAAUAAAUGUUUUUCGGAAUUCUGUUCAUUUUUUAAUUAUUUGCUAUUAAAUAAUUUUUAUAUAGCACGCCUAUGGUAAAGCGGAUAUCACCGUCCGCCAUAUGCAAUAACCAUCUUGGGCAUCAAACUUUUGUCUAUUCCUUUUUACUCUUAAUUCAAUGCGUGUCCGUGAUGAAAUUGGAAAAACUAAGAAUAACGAAAUCAGAAAAUACUAAAUAAACUUUUGUGUUAUAUAAGAUUUAAUUAUCCAUUUAUAUGAUUUUAAUAAAUCCCAGUUAUUGUCGACCUUCAUAGUAGUCUUUGACUAAUGUAUAACAAUGUAAACAAAAGAAGUAACAAAUGGCCGCUACCUGUCAAAGUUAUUCUAAGCAUUUAUUGCCAGUAGAGUUUGAUACUUUGUUAAGGUGUGUGAAAGUGUAAAAAUGUCUAAAUUUGAGAAUAUACACGAUUUUGAAUCGUUCCUCGAGAUGUGUACCCACGCAGUACAGGAAGGGUCGAUGGAAAAAAGAGACGAGCCGAAAUCCGUUUACGAAAAAUUGUAUAAUUUCGUAAAGAAUCAAGAGGAUGAAAUACAGCAAAAGAAAGAAUCUUUGCGAGAAUUGCAAUUAGCAGAAAAUAGAUUAUUUCAAAAAAUUAAUAACGCCUAUCAAAACGUCUAUGGUGUAAUUGAACAGAUCAAGAAUUUACAAGACACCAUAAAAACGAACGCGACAGAAUAUUCACAAAACUACGAUGAAUAUAAUAAGCAGACGACUAAACUUCAAGAAGAACUGCAAAAUCUCACUUCUAAAUUGGAAGAAAAUUCGUUAUCUGAUCAAAUUCGUGAGGUAUUGAAAGAAAUAGAAUCAUCCCAGGAAAAGGAAAGAGAAUUGGAAGAAGAAAUAAAAAUGAUUCUUUCUAAUCGGCGUACUGAUUUUUAUCAGCCAUCGGCUGUAUUACGAACGAUGAUUGAGGAAUUACGUGAGAUCGAUGAUAUUGAUCAAAUCACCAAUAUGAUAUCAGAAAAAGAGAAGGAUGUAAAAUAUCUAAAAAAGCACAUAGAACAAAGAAAUAUGUACUAGAAUGAAAUUUGAACGUACCUACUAAUUGUUUCCAAAUUUGUUAAAUAUUUCAUUAAAAUGUUCUAAUAAAAUAAUAAAAAUUUGUAA